This is a messenger RNA of Ruditapes philippinarum (Manila clam), 1925 nucleotides long. Its product is annotated as protocadherin Fat 1-like. The record is from RefSeq and is a predicted model, not a curated record. Gene Ontology annotation, molecular function: cadherin binding; calcium ion binding. Gene Ontology annotation, cellular component: catenin complex; membrane. The transcript has 5 exons. NCBI's taxonomy places the organism in Eukaryota, Metazoa, Mollusca, Bivalvia, Venerida, Veneridae. Gene Ontology annotation, biological process: homophilic cell-cell adhesion. The coding region runs from base 115 to 873 and encodes 252 amino acids.
AAGCUCAGCGUAAUGAGUAAUUUUGGAUUAGUUACAGGAUUUUUUCUUUAUGACAAAGACACAAUUAUAUGAAAUUCAACGCAUAAUUUUGUUUUUUGUUAGAAAAAAAUCGAAAUGAAAAGGACUUGGAUUUCAGUUAUCGUUUUGGUAUUUUUCAGUGCUUUGGAGAAUGGAUAUGCAGCAAUUGACGGUUGGACAGAGCCAACAAUAAGCGGGGCAGAUGGACCAGGAACAACUACUAUUCCAGAAGAUCAGACACUCAAUACAAUGAUCGUGACAUACGUGGCCACUACUGAUGCUACUUCUAUUGCAUCCUACUCUCUUGUAACAGCUGUUACUCCAUUUGCUUUAUCAGCGGCUGGUGGGCUGACAAUAACAGCUGCAUUGGACUUUGAAACAGUGACAUCUUACACUUUAAAAGUCAAAGCUGAAGAUAAUAUCGGGGGUGUUGGAACUGCAACAAUCGCAGUUACUGUUACAGAUGUGGCUGACACUCCUCCAGUAUUCUCAACCGCGUAUACUCCAUGCAUACUUGACGGUUCACAAGAGGAUGCAACUUUGACAACAGUUACAGCCACUCCCAAAAAUGGUGCCACCAUAGCUACAUAUUCAAUUACUGAUGGUAACACUGGGACUGCUUUUAAAAUUGAUCCUACGUCAGGACUAAUACAAGUUGCAGCAGGAAUCACCUUAGACAAAAGUGCGCUGGCGACAUAUGACCUUGAAGUAACAGCUACAGAUGAUGCAAAUCCUACUAACACUGGGACGACAAACCUAUCUGCUACAGUUAAGGACGUCUGUGACAACAGUUCCUCUUCUAUUACAUUCAGUGCUUUCGUCCUACUUCUUUCCUUCCUGGUAGCUAAAGUGUAAAAGAAAACAAAGAACAUUUGAAAUAUGAAGAAACAACGAGAAGAACAUUUUAUUUCUUUUAUUUCUAUCAAAUAUGUAAUUAUCAAAUGUGUUCAUUUUGUUGUGUUUUAUCAUCACUGAAGUAUUGAUUUAAUCUAAGAGUUGAAUAUCUAUGUUUUCAAUGACGAAUUUUGUAACUGAAAUAGAAAACAAUGCCAAACUAUUUCUUUUUUUCAUUAUACAUUUUAUGACUUUUGGUUUCAGCUUACACAUAUUUAAGAUAAUUUACGUUUUAACUGUUAUUUUGAAAGAUUUUUAAGAGAGUUUAUUUCAGGAAUACCAACUUGUAAUGCUGAGACGUUUUAUGUUUGAUUCUGUGCUAAUUGCGAGUUAAAGACAUCCAGACAUAGAAAGGACAUACCAUACACAUUGCAACAUGAACUUUAAUUAUAUAAGAAAAAAGUCGCAUCAGUCUAUUGAAAUCAAUUUAUGUUUAUUACACUUUCAUAACUUACAAAUAAUCAUAAGAUUUUAACCGAUUUUUCAUUCGAUAUAGAAUAAGAUACUUCUUUUGUACAGAAACCAUUUACAUCGGUACAAAAGUUUAGUCUCGCUAUUAAGACCACUUUUGGACCGAUGUGGAAGUGGUCUUAUUAUCGCGUCGCUCUUGUUUUUGGAUGUCCCUAGUUGUUACUAUAUGCGAAUCUGUAAUUGGUGUUUAUCAUUAACGACCAUUGAAAUCGCUGCAGAAAUAUAACAGUUUGAACAACACAAACCUUUUAUGAAUUGGAUUUUUAGAUUAAGUUUUAUGAGAAUGUGAGAAACAGAGAAAUGAGUUUGCUAUGAGAUAUAAUUGUAUCGAUGUGAAUUUUUUCUCUCAUGACCAUUUUCUUGUCUUAACUUGUUAAGAUUUACACUGAAGUCCAUGAACAGGCUAAAUCAAACCGAGCCUGCAACAUUUUCAAUUUUUGUCGCUUUGGACGUUUUCUAGGGGUCGCAUUUAUUUUUUUGAAACAUUUCUGAAACAUGUAUUAUAUUUUUCUAUGAAAAUAAAAGAACUUAUUCUGCACUAA